Racocetra fulgida is the source of this 437-nucleotide messenger RNA. Lineage: Eukaryota; Fungi; Glomeromycota; Glomeromycetes; Diversisporales; Gigasporaceae. The record is from the annotation of a GenBank genome assembly.
CCAGUAAAAAUAAUGUUUUGCCUAAAAACGAGAAAAACAAGGUGGAACAAAUUAUUCUUAAUUCCCAGGUAGAACAUUUUGAGGUAGAACAAACCAAUUCCAGUCAAAAGGUAGAACAUUCUGCUAAUUCUCGGGUGGAACAAAAUUUUCCAGUUGAACCUUUAACGGGGGUGGAACACAAAGAGCCUGAAAUUCAGGUAGAACAAUUUGCGAUGGAGCGGCCAAGGGAAACUAGACGGGUAGAACAAAUUGUUGAACAAAACAAACAGGUCGAGACAGAAACCAAGCUUGUAACACCCGAAGUUAGUCCCACUAAAUUAGUAAACUCCGAAUCGUCUGUCAAACUUGCUGAGAAUGUUCCCCUCAAAGUUGUAGACCAAAUUGAUACCGGAAAGUUUUUAAAAGAACUAGGAUUUAAGGUUAAAGAAAAAGGCUAG